AUGGACUUCACAAACCUUUUAAAUAAGGAAAUCAAAAAGAAGAAACAAUCACAUAAAACCAAAUCAAAGAAAUUAAAGUCGAAUAAAACAUUGAAUUCUGUGGAAAAUGCCAAAGUGGAUAGACAAGACUUAACAAACAAGGAUCCCGAGAUCAUCGAGAAUAACAAUGCUGAAUUAGUCACUUCUAAAGAUUCAGAAAAUCAAGAAGUUCAACUUACAGAAGAUAAAAUAGAUGAAAGAUUAAAACAAUUGAAUGGUUUAGAUGAAAACCUUACAAAAGACCAAAAAUUCGAGAGACUACAAUAUUUAUUACAAUUAGAUAUUCAAAAUAAAAAGUAUAAAGCAUGGUUGGACAAGGAAGAAGAAUAUUAUCAAGAUCCAACAAAGCAAUUAAUUACGCUCGAGUCAAUUUUGGCAGCCGAAACCAAGAAAUUGAUACUAAGGAUUCAAAUCAGAAUAUGCAUUAAAACAAUCAUCAAAGAAUGGGAAAACAAUGCAAAAACAGAGGAAGACAAAGCAUUACUCAAAGAAACUAAAAAGGGAUUAUUAAAACUUUUAUACAAAUUAAGGACAGACAAAUUAUCAACAGAUAUGUUAGUUUCAUUGUCCACAAUAUUCUACUAUUUACAAACUAAUAGUUUCAACAAAGCAAAUGAAAGUUAUAUGAAAUUAAGUAUUGGGAAUGUAUGUUGGCCAAUUGGUGUUGUAAAUGUUGGUAUUCAUGCAAGAAGUUCAAGUUCAAGAAUUACAGGUAUUAAAAAUGUAAGUAAUAUAAUGAUUAAUGAAUCAACUAGACGAUGGAUUAUUUCAAUUAAAAGAUUAAUUAAUUAUAAAGAGAAAAUUUAUAAGGAAUCUCAAAAUUAUCAGACAUAG
Molecule: messenger RNA, 873 nt
Organism: Lodderomyces pseudojiufengensis
Lineage: Eukaryota; Fungi; Ascomycota; Pichiomycetes; Serinales; Debaryomycetaceae
Product: mRNA splicing protein
Exons: 1
Coding region: 1-873 (290 amino acids)
Biological process (GO): generation of catalytic spliceosome for second transesterification step; RNA splicing
Cellular component (GO): U4/U6 x U5 tri-snRNP complex; U5 snRNP; U2-type post-spliceosomal complex
Source: RefSeq, a predicted model, not a curated record